Messenger RNA from Staurois parvus, 299 nucleotides. NCBI's taxonomy places the organism in Eukaryota, Metazoa, Chordata, Amphibia, Anura, Ranidae. The record is from the annotation of a GenBank genome assembly.
CAGAAAGAACAGUAAAAAUGCAGGCAGGGCGCCGGACAAAGCACUCGGGAACAAAAUUGAAUUUAGUGAAUGUCACUUUUUGUCAUUUUCAAAUUUCCCACCGUUCCGUCCCCGUAUGUCCUGAUGCUCGCAGGUGAACCCAGAAGACAGAUGUCGGCAUCCACCGGAGGACAUUGCCGGGGACACUGCAGGAGGGAUAUCGCGGGAGCACAGGACAAGGUAAGUGAUCAAGGGAUCCCGGAGAAGCGCCACAUGGUAAGCGCGAGUGUAGCUCAGGGUUACCACUUGUGGUACUGAAA